UGACACCAUUAAUGGCAGUUUAAAAACAGUUUCUAUUUUUAUCUUGCUUGGGGUUUUAAAAGGUCUGGUCUAGAACCCGAGUACGUCCUUUUCCUUCUCAUCAUUUUCAUCGCUCUCACAAGCGAUUGCCCGUAAUAUUUAAAGUGCAGUAAAGAUUCAGCUAGAUAAUCCACAACGGACAUCAUGGUUUUUAUUGUGCUGUCAAGAGCCCUUGUGCUGGUCUCUCUGCUUCAUCUUUGUACUCAGAGUGUGGAGGGUGAACGUGUGGACAUUAAUACUCUGGCCAAAAUGACAAGAUUUUUUCAUUUUAAUUAUGAAAUAGGGCAGUAUGCAGUAGCCAUCAACGUCCCAAAGAAUCAGUGUAAGAAAGGUUUCAUCCCGUCGAAAUCUCCCAAUUUCCUGAAAGACGACAAAAAAGCAGAGGUGAAAAAUAUCAUAAGUGCUGAUGAAAAUCCAGUUUAUGUGGGCAACGAGCUCAUUGCUGCGGGCGUCCAGAAGAAACCAAAUACUGCUCAUUCAGAGUAUCUGCUGAUGAACCCUCCAGAUAAUUCACCCUUGACAAACUUGCUGAAUAAGAGAAAUGAUGGUUGUGUGGUUUUCUACACAUUAAACUCUCCCUGUAUGAACACCUGUCUCAGUGGCAAGUACAACAUCAUAGGAGGGCUUAAUAAAUUAAAAGCAUACGGGGGAAUUAAAGCUUUUGCUUUUAAAAACAUCUGGAGUCAGGAUCAAACCAGACAAGAUGAUCUGAAAGAGAAACUUAAGUUGAUUGCUAGUCGAGUUCCGCUCUACCGCUGUAAUGGAAAUGCUUGUACCCUUUGUGGAGAGCCAGGGUCAGACACUGAAAUCAAUGUGUCUUGUUUAACUAAAUAACUAUUCAUUAUUAUUAUUAUUUUGGAAUGCUGAGGUACUGAUGUUCAAUGACUCUUGCUUAAUUCAUUGUCUUGACUAAAAUGUAUUCUGUUUUUUCAUGCAUUGAUUCAGAUGCGCUCUGCGUUAUUAAAAUGGCUUUGCUAUUGUUUUGGCGAUGUUGAAUCAAUUUAUUGAUGUUAUAACAUGUUGGCUCUUUGCAUUAUAUGUUACACAAUUAGCAUGUAAAAACAAAAUAAUAAAAAAAACCACUA
Messenger RNA from Puntigrus tetrazona (Sumatra barb), 1124 nucleotides. RefSeq lists its product as uncharacterized. The transcript has 3 exons. Bases 184 to 873 code for a protein of 229 amino acids. Lineage: Eukaryota; Metazoa; Chordata; Actinopteri; Cypriniformes; Cyprinidae. The record is from RefSeq and is a predicted model, not a curated record.